AUGGAUGGAGAGGGUUAUCGUGAGGGUUUGUCUGAGUAUGAGCUGGAGCGACUGGAGAAUAUCAGACAGAACAAGGCCUUCCUCAGUUCACUUAACCUGCCUCAGAUCUCUGAAGCUCUGAGACCAAAACCUACUCAGAAAGGCCUGAAAAAGGAAAAGAUGGUUACAGUGAUGCUUCCUGUUCGCAAGUCACUGCGGUUACAGCAUAAGGAUACUGAGACACCUCUUGCUAUAAAAAGGACUUCCACUAUGACCGAAAAGCCUAAAAAAAUAAUUUGCAAACCUCCAGGACCAAUACCAUUGGAUCCAGUCGACUUGGAUGAACAUGUCAAGCUACCUGAAGAUUUGUUUAAACUCCGGAACGAGAGCCCAUUGAAUCGAGAGCGAGGAACGACAGAUUUAAAAUUGUACCAAGGAGCGCUUCAGAAGAUGUCUUUAGAUGACUGCUCUGUGAUAAAAGUUGUGAAACAGCGGAUCUUUUCAGCAGCUUUUCACCCAUCCUCUUCCAACUUGUUCAUGGCAGCAGGGAACAAUUGCCACCUGGGAUUGUGGAAUAAGGGUGCUACAUGGGGUGAUGAUGGUGUCCUUCUCUUUGAACCCCACUCCAGACCAAUUACCUGCAUGGCCUUCUCAUCUCAGUAUUCUAACCUCAUCACUGUCAGCUAUGAUGGCUCUGCACGCAGCAUGGACUUGGAGAAGGCGGUGUUUGAUGAGGUGUAUCACUCAUCCUCUGGCCUGAAAAGUUUUGACUUUUUGUCAAGUGACUGCUCCACUUUACUACUCUGUGACUGGGAUGGAGAUGUUGCUAUUGUUGACAGUAGAACUCCAGGGGCCUCAUAUGAGUCACUGUACACCAUAGAUCCAAAGGCCUUGCGCAGUGUUCAUGUCCAUCCUGUGAAACAGCAAUACUUUGUAGUUGCAGAGAGCAGUUCAGUGCACAUAUAUGACUUGCGUAGUCUGAAAAGAAGAAACAACCAGGCAGUCUGUCAACUGAAUGGUCACUCCCGCAGUAUCUCCAGUGCUUUUUUCUCUCCUGUCACAGGCAACAGAGUUCUUACAACCUGCUUGGACAACAAAAUCAGGGUAUUCAACACUUCCCAAAUGGUUAACAGAGCUCCUCUACUAGGCUCAAUUAGGCACGAUAUGAAGACAGGUCGGUGGUUGUCCAAGCUUAGUGCAGUGUGGGACCCCAAGCAGGAAGACUGUUUUGUGAUAGGCAGCAUGGCCUGGCCUUGCCAAAUUCAGGUGUAUCAUGAGAGCUGUCGUCUCCUUCACUCUUUUCAAAAUGAGGAGCACCUGACCACCAUGUGCUCCAUCACAGCAUUCCACCCAAGCAGGAAUGCUUUGCUUGGAGGCAAUGUAAGUGGUAGGCUGCAUGUCUUUUCUGACCAACACUAA
Xyrauchen texanus (razorback sucker) is the source of this 1398-nucleotide messenger RNA. It is a transcript of the gene wdr76, whose product is annotated as WD repeat domain 76. Gene Ontology annotation, biological process: regulation of DNA damage checkpoint. Gene Ontology annotation, cellular component: nucleus. Gene Ontology annotation, molecular function: DNA binding; protein binding. Lineage: Eukaryota; Metazoa; Chordata; Actinopteri; Cypriniformes; Catostomidae. The record is from RefSeq and is a predicted model, not a curated record.